Molecule: messenger RNA, 782 nt
Organism: Myotis daubentonii (Daubenton's bat)
Lineage: Eukaryota; Metazoa; Chordata; Mammalia; Chiroptera; Vespertilionidae
Gene: GATC
Product: glutamyl-tRNA amidotransferase subunit C
Biological process (GO): glutaminyl-tRNAGln biosynthesis via transamidation; mitochondrial translation; regulation of translational fidelity
Cellular component (GO): mitochondrion; glutamyl-tRNA(Gln) amidotransferase complex
Source: RefSeq, a predicted model, not a curated record
AUGUGGGCGCGGGCGGGGCGGCGCGUCCUCCGGGCCCCGCGGGGCGGGUGCCGGGGCUUCGCCCCCCAGGCCGGGUCUCCGGGGAAGGCCGGAGGCGGGGGUGUCUCCGCGGGGCGGGAGGCGGGGCGGGCGGCGCCGGGAACGGGGCGCAUCGCCCGCGAGGUGGUCGAGCACCUGGAGCGGCUGGCGCUGGUGGACUUCGGCGGCCCGGAGGCCGUGGCGCGGCUGGAGAGAGCCGUGGCCUUCGCCGACCGGCUCCGCGCCGUGGACACGGACGGGGUGCAGCCCCUGGAGUCGGUCCUGGAGGACAGAUGUCUUUACCUGAGAUCCGACAAUGUGGUAGAGGGCAACUGUGCUGAAGAACUACUACAGAACUCCCAUCGAGUUGUGGAGGAGUAUUUUGUGGCUCCCCCAGGUAAUAUCUCUUUGCCAAAGCUGGAUGAACAAGAGCCCGUCUCACAGAGCUGAAGAGCUAUUCUGGGAAGGGGUACACUGUGAAUACAUGGAAGCACGAUGGUACUUUGUUAUGAACACUAAAGUGCCCACUUCCCUCAGCAACCGGAAAAAAUCGAUGAUUAAGUAUUUUUCUUAGUAAUUAACUCUUCUGCAGAUAGAACUGGGAAAGAUCUAGCCAAAACAAGGCAAUGUGUUCCUGAAGCUAAGGUAUUGUCUAUUUCCAAUGAAAUGUUCAUUUUGGAAGAUAUUAUCUCCUCCCAAAAUUGUCUACCCAAUUGUACUUAAGUGAAUUUUUUUUAAUAUAAUCUGUUAGACAUUGUAUCUGA